Molecule: messenger RNA, 919 nt
Organism: Chara braunii
Lineage: Eukaryota; Viridiplantae; Streptophyta; Charophyceae; Charales; Characeae
Source: the annotation of a GenBank genome assembly
GCGGGAGAUGAAUGUGGUGUCACCAAUGACGUCGAUGGGGAUGUGUUGGCAAAGCGAGCAGACGUAUUGAACAAAACGGUCAGUUGGCCUGUUUUGGCGGAGUCACAAAAUUGGUCGAGGUAGUCGUCGACUGUUUUCAAUGGACGGAAGGUGGAGGUGAUCAUGGUGGCCCACUCAAGAAACGAGUGAGGUGGAAGAUUGGCAUGAUGGCGGUUGGACAUUUUUGCGUACUAGUGAACGAUGCCUUCUGGGAGUUCGGUGCCAGCGAUGGGGAGCUAGUGGAUGACGGGAACGUUGUGGAGGGAGAAGGCUUGUUGGAGUUUGGUGGGGUGGGUGAAGCUAAUAGUCGACGAAGUCAAGAGAGGUUUCGAUUGGGGGGGAAUUGUCGACGACUGUGUAAUGGUGAGGUUGUCGUUUUGGGCGAGAGGGGAGGUGGGAUGACCAUGGUGGAGGUGGUGGUGGAUGAAGGCGGGGGCGUGGAUGACGUGUUGGCAGAGAGAACGGAGGAUGUGGAGAAGGAGGUAAGUGGUGUAGACGUGGAGGCAGAGGGUGGGGGAAGGGUGAUGGAGUCCGAGGUGGAGGAGGGGGCUGUGGUGGUGACGACCUGGAUGGUGGAGGAGGCAUGUUGUUGUUCCAUGGUGGUUAUCCGGUCGGAAAGGUCGGAGAGGGAUGUUUGGAGGGAGUCAACGGUCGCCUUCAUGGUGGUCAUAAGGGAAGAUAGGGUGGAAGAGUCAGAGGGGGCCUCUUGGGCGGCAGCCCAUUUGGCAGUAAUUUCACGACGGAGGCUAUCGACGGACUGGGUGCUGAUGGAGGGCAGGUGUGAACAUGUGACCUUGAGUACUUUGCUGCUCGACUAUUAUCAGCAUAGGACGGAGUCCGGGCCCAUUUGAACUAUGGAAAACAAAGUCCACCCAAUUGU